Messenger RNA from Gadus chalcogrammus (walleye pollock), 5168 nucleotides. RefSeq names its product transmembrane protein 248 (gene tmem248). NCBI's taxonomy places the organism in Eukaryota, Metazoa, Chordata, Actinopteri, Gadiformes, Gadidae. The coding region runs from base 385 to 1341 and encodes 318 amino acids. The transcript is spliced from 7 exons. The record is from RefSeq and is a predicted model, not a curated record.
UACACUCACGGGACAGCGGAACAGCGCACCCUCGCAGUGCGCCCGUACGGAGGAGGAGGAGGUGCAGAGUCUACGAUACGGACACAGAUACAUUGUUGACGUUGCUAUACCCUUUAUGCACAAGUCACCCACACGAGUAUACAAGAGCGGGACGAUUCGCGAAGGAUGGGCAGCAGCAGCGUCUCUUCAGACACAGACAGCCUGGGUGUCACAAUUAAGCACCAACCUUUGUUCUUCCCCGGUCUAUGCAGGAGCGACUAGUCGGGGAAAGUAGCAGGCUAGCAACACCGCCAGCUUAGCAGCGAGGCUAGCUUGCUCUUCCCUCUGUGGUCCAUCACGAACUUGCGACCUGGUGCCCGCCCGGGUCGUUUGCACACAGAGAAAAUGGUGUACCUGUUGAACCCUAUAGAAAACCUCAGAAGCUACAUCAACAACCGCCCACCCCUGGUCAUUUUUAUGUUCAGCGUCAGUGCUGUGGCCAUCGCCUUUCUGACCAUCGGUUACUUCUUCAAGAUUAAGGAGAUCAAGUCCGCAGAGUUGACUGAGGACUGGAACACGUUCCUGCUGCGCUUCAACGAGCUGGACCUCUGCGUGUCGGAGAAUGAGACCCUCAAGCACGGCCUGAACGAGUCCACCACGCCCGAGAGCACGCUGGUGAUCACCAGCGGCCAGGCGCGCAGCGGCACCCAGACGCCACUCCUGCUGGAAGACUCGGGGUUCGUCAACAUCUCCGUGCCCAUCACCAUCACGCUGGACCCGCAGCGGCCCUUCGGCGGCUACUCCCGCAACAUCACCCACCUGUAUGCCACGGUGCUCGGGCAGCAGGUCGGGCUGACCGGCCGCGAGGCGCACGAGGAGAUGAACAUCACCUUCACACUGCCCGUGCCCUGGAGCUCAGACGAGUGUGUGCUGCACGGCCACUGUGAGCAGGUGGUGUACAGCACCUGCAUGACCGUCACCGCCGCAAGCAAUAUCUUCCCCGUCACCGUGCAGCCACCCCACUGCGUGCCAGAGACCUUCACCAACGCCACGUCCUGGUACAAGCUGUUCACCACGGCGCGCGACUCGGACACAAAGUACAGCCAGGACUACAACCCCUUCUGGUGCUACAAGGGCGCCAUCGGCAAGCUGUACCAUGCGCUCAACCCCAAGCUCACCGUCGUCGUCCCCGAUGACGACCGCUCGCUGAUCAACCUGCACCUGAUGCACACGAGCUACUUCCUGUUCGUCAUGGUCAUCACUAUGUUCUGCUACGCAGUCAUUAAAGGCCGACCGGGCAAAGUACGACAACAAGUCAACACCGACUUUGCCACCGAGAAGGUGGCAUUGUCUGAGGGUUGAUUCCCAUCCAGGACCUGUAGAGCAACACUAAACUCUUAUCACAUGGACAAACUCGAACGAAUAAGGAAAAAAAAUAAGAAUUUACAAGUUGCCUAGUGAACCAUGGAAAUCCAUUAAGGACACAAAAGCUCUGUGAAUGCAUUUCUCUUGCAAUGUUGGGUUUCUCCAACCAAAGAUAUUAUAAGUGCCUGUAUCUAUGAUGUACAUAUUUGUAGGAAAUGUUCUGUACACUAUUUGUUUUCUUCUCUGGUUUGUUUCUUUGCCUGAGUCCCCCUUGAGUGCCAUCUUCACAACCCGCAUUUUUACAACUGCACUCCGCCAUUUUGUCAACCGCACUUCAGCCUUAUACGCAAGCUAUGUAAUCUAUGAUCUUCGAUGUACAGUUAAAUUCCCCCUAUUGCGAGGCUGAGCAGGCCGCUAAAAGCAACAGUGUUUAUAGCCUGCUCGCCAGUACUGCCUGACUAGAGAAAAAAGUAUCCGUUCAAAGGAAGAAUUUGGGCUGCAUUCAUUGUUAUAUAUGUCAAAGGACAUAAAACAAAGCUUGUUUUAUUUGGUUCACAGUCACGUUUGGAUUCCAAGAACCAAAAUGUAAUUAAAAGAAAACUGUUUCACUGAAUGUAGGAUAUUACAUCUUUGAAGCAGGAUGAGGUAUCGGUCAACCAGACCACACUGGUAAGGAGGAAAGACGGUUGCUUUUGUGCAUUUUACUUUUUAGAUGUCGACAAUUUGGGAAAAGCAGGAAUAGGAAUCUAAAUAACACAAGAAUCACUUUUGUUUUGCAGUUGAAUGAGCUGACUAGUACAGGAUAUAUACAGAUAUAUAUAUUAUGUUUAUCAUAAUCGUAACCACACGUUGCCAGUACAAUUCUCCCCUAGUUGUAAAGUCUUUUUCUCCCGAAUUUGGACACCUUUGGUUUGGUGCAACUAGACUGAAUCUGAAAGCAGUUGUAUUUGUCUGCUCUUCCAGGGCGAUAUCACCAAUCUUAGGCAAUUAGAUUUAGAAAAGCCAUGUUUGUUUUGGUGGCUGGCUGUGCUUCAUAGAAUUCCCUCUAUUUAUUUUCCAAACAUCACCAGCGCUGUUCAAACUAAUGAGCACUCGACUCUGGAUCUGGGGUACUGUACGGUUGUCUUUUGUUGUGGUGAGUUUAUCAGUUCAGCUAUUCAAACACAGGUCCUCAUUGAUCGGAGGUCCUAUAUCCAGUACACUUAUUUACAUUGAUUAGAGGAAGGUGUAUGGUGCUGGAGACUGGCUUUAUCCAAGUUGAUGGGUAACCGUGCAAAGAGUUAAUUCCCGUUUUACUCAUGGCUGUGUGAAAAAACGUUUCAGUAAAGUACGAUCAGCCAAUAGUCUAAAUAGUUUGAUAAAUUUUAGCUUAUAUACCUUGCCUUGUUCUCUUUUUGUCGAAAAAUCGUAUUUUUUUACUUUACACUUUGCAUCUUUGACCGUGUACCGUUUUAUUAAUUAUUUUAAUCCUUUACCAUAUUGAGCAAUUUUUUUGCUUGUUCUUAUUUUUUUCUACGUUGCCAAUCCCAACAUGCACCUCAAAAGUAAUACUAUUUAUCUCUCUCUUUAAAAAUAAUCAUCCUGUGGAAAUCCUACUUUCUCCCCAACAGCCCUUUGUGUUUCUAAUGUCUUUUAAAUAACUCUUUUUUUUGCUCUUCUCUGCGUUUAGCACUUAUUUCUAAUAGAAACACGAAAUGAUAGUGACCCAGAAAGUGGAUGGGCAGAAAGGGUGUUAUAUUUAAUGCAAUUGGGUCUGGAAAAGAACAAGCAACGGUAAAGUAACGGGUGAAGUUUAUCAGCUCGAUAUUAAGUUUUAGCAGACUGGCGCAGAGACUUAAGUAUGCUAUGGUUUGUGAGUAAAAAUCUGGACACAUUUAUCCAUACGAGCCUAGUUUUGCAAUAAGGCAGGAAAAACCUUAAAACUCGAGCUGUUUCUGCAUUAGUGUGGGAACUAAUUUGCAUAUUCCAUAAUGGCCAAGCGAUCGUUUCUGUGACAAGGAAACAUCCAUUAACCCGGCCCUGGAAAGGGAUGUGGCUCGUUCCUCAUUCAGGUCCUUGUUUAGCAUCAAAUGAAGAGUCUGCUUGCUUGAUCUCUAUGAAGGCUUAAAUGAGGACACAGGACCAUUUUAUUAUUAUAAUUAUUAUCUUUAGUUCAUUGGAUCAGACAAUCAAAUGACCCGGGCAUUUAUUGGGUCAGAUCAUGCCCUAAAUAUAGAUAGACAAUGUAUUAAAAGGAGGUUUAAAAAAUUUAAAUUGAUCAAUUUGUGGUAACUGUGCAAUUGCAAUGCUUGUGUUAUCGUAUACAAAUAACAAAAUUACCCCCCACCUCCAAAAGAAAAUAAAUGCAUCUUCUGAUAGGGGUUGGUAAAUGAAAGAUGUAACCAUAGCAACGCACGGUAGGAUGUGCACUUUACAGAGAAACUGCACUUUACCUCUCGGUUUUUGUUGGCAGUUUAACUGAAUGUAACCUUUUAGGAAGCGACAUACUUGAUAGUGGUGAUUUAAACAUACACAGAAAGGCUUUUUUCUCCUUAUUGUGUUUAAAACCCUUUUACGUAAAAUGAUUGUGUUCGCAGAAUGUGAUUCAAUCAUCUGAUUUAUGGUAAUUUUUCCUCCUUAUUUUUAAUACGUUGCACUUUGCUAUCAUAUUGAUUUGUGAAUGAAAACAAUAAUCUCAUAUCUUGCUUCUUUAUUGUUUUCCCCCUCCAUUGCCAGCCUUACCUAGUCUUCCAAAAACCCCACACAUUAUAUUCAUUAUACAUGUGCUUGUUUCGCAUCACCGGUCUCUGAAGUAUUGUGUUUUAUGCUGAUCUGGAGUUGGAAGUGUGGCUUUUGAUUUACUUUCUGUUAGAAGGAAGCUUGACAUGACGUUUUAGGUUUUCACUGUUUGAAACCAAAAAAGCGCUGUUACUUGGGUAUCUAUUCGUUAUUGUGACAAGAUUUUGUGAAAAUUGAGUUGGGGUGGAAAUACUUUUUUCUUUCUAAUGAUUUGGGAAGAUCAAUUUUAUCAUAUAACCAACAAAUCCUCUGUUUCCAUCUGACUUUGUUGCUGAUUAUGGUAAAGGGUAAGGGUUGUGUUAUUUAACUUGUUUCAAAAGAUUUUGUGUAUUGGCGUAAUACAAAAUCUGUAAAUAGGUUACACACCGACCUUAAGCUAUUUAUUUUGUUAAAGUAAAUUGCUUCCUUUGUAUUUCUUUUUUACUUUGAGUGAAUUACUUCUAUAUAGCUGAACAGAGAGGGUCCCUAUCGAUUAGCUAGGAAAAAACUAUCAAACUGAAGAAUAAAGCUUUUUAUUUUGUUGCAUUCCAUGGUUUUUCCGCAACACCUAGACGCAAGUAAACUAGCACCUCUGUGCCUUCUGCACUGUUUAGACUGCGUUCUCCCACCCUUGUACAUAGCACUGAAGAUUAAGCGCAACUAUGGUCAUAGGCAGUGCACCCCACCCAAAAAAAACACUUUUCCCGUUCAGUUGCAAAUGUAUGUAAAUGGUUAUGAUUUCAAGUGAAAAAAGGAAAUGAAAUAAAUAAUGACAAUAAACUGUCCCUGGAAAUCCUCUGUCAAGCUGUCCUUGUUUUGUCUCUGAGAAAUACACAAACUCAUCGCACCCUGUUGUUUUUGUUCUUUUUGUUGACUGCAUAUAAAAGCUGUUUCAUUGUUUUCAUCACACCAUGUGUCUGCAGAGUAUGACAACAUGAGUGCACUACACACUACAGUCUCUAGCGCCCCACAAACACACAGUCACACACGCCACCGAUUGAACUAGUUACUCAUUUAAGUUGCCAACCACAGUUAACGAUGUUUUGAUAUAUAUAUAUAUAUAUAUA